Messenger RNA from Prunus avium (sweet cherry), 1937 nucleotides. It is a transcript of the gene NYC1, whose product is annotated as NAD(P)-binding Rossmann-fold superfamily protein. The record is from RefSeq and is a predicted model, not a curated record. Gene Ontology annotation, biological process: PSII associated light-harvesting complex II catabolic process; chlorophyll catabolic process. NCBI's taxonomy places the organism in Eukaryota, Viridiplantae, Streptophyta, Magnoliopsida, Rosales, Rosaceae. Gene Ontology annotation, molecular function: chlorophyll(ide) b reductase activity.
CAUAAAAACCAAACGGCUUUAUAUAUAUUUUUAAUUUAAAAUAUAAUGUCUUUUCAAAUUGAAAGAAAUGAUUAAUGUGCAAGAAUAGUUGGAACGCAAGCUCACAAAAGAUUGGAGCCUCACUUUGGUGAACUUUCAGUCACUGUAUUAUCUCCAAUGGCCAUGGUUGCAAGGCUUCACGUAUGCCCACAGAGCUUAGAGCACUUCAACUUCAACGACUACCAUAGAACCGGCCCAACGGUCAUCAUCGGGUCGGGUUUUCGGCGCUUCGGUUCGGUACUGCCCACGGGACGUAAUGGGUUUUGCUUGAAGCAGUGCAGGUCGUUUAGGGGUGAGGAUGGACGGGACGUGGAGGAAGAGAAAGAGACAGAAAGUGCGGGAAAGCGUGGGGAUUUGAAGAAGGGAAGUGGGAUUUGGAAAUCUUUGAGUUCUACUGUUUUGGGAGGUUUUGGUUUGCGUUCCAGAAAUUCUGAUGAAUAUAGGAAAGCUGUGGCCAAGUUGGAGGAGGUCUGUUCCUCGGCUGCCAUACAAAUUGGAAGAUAUAUUGUGACCAUGAUGAGCACUGGAGUUAUACUAGCAAUUGGGUUUCAGUUGUCAGGUGGAGACAGUCAGUUGAGUGAGCUAGUUUGGUAUAGCUGGCUCGGAGGAGUUAUUAUUGGAACGAUGAUAGGAGCUAACAUGGUUUUAGAGGAACACUGUCGAGCUGGUCCAAGAAAUGUUGUAAUUAGUGGAAGUACAAGGGGACUUGGAAAAGCACUUGCUCGUGAAUUUCUUCUUUCUGGAGAUCGUGUGGUUGUCGCUUCUCGGAGCCCUGAGUCUGUACAAGCAACUGUCAGAGAGCUCGAGGAAAACCUACGGGAAGGUAUGAUCAGUGCUGGUGCCUCCUCUAAGCACCUGGCACAUGCAAAAGUGGUUGGAAUAGCAUGUGAUGUUUGUGAACCUGGCGAUGUGCAGAAACUGGCAAAUUUUGCUGUUAGUGAACUCGGUAAUAUUGACAUUUGGAUAAACAAUGCUGGCACAAAUAAAGGAUUUAGACCCUUGCUUCAGUUUACUGACGAAGACAUUAAACAGAUUGUCUCGACAAACCUGGUUGGGUCUAUACUCUGCACUCGAGAAGCCAUGCGUGUAAUGAUAAAUCAGCCUAAGGGUGGGCACAUAUUUAAUAUGGACGGGGCAGGCUCUGGGGGGUCAAGUACCCCUUUGACAGCUGUCUAUGGGUCGACGAAGUGUGGUCUUAGACAGCUUCAAUCAUCACUUUUAAAGGAGUGCAAGCGGUCUAAAGUAGGAGUGCACACAGCAUCUCCAGGCAUGGUUCUUACUGAUCUGCUUCUGAGUGGCUCUUCUUUGAAAAAUAAACAAAUGUUUAACUUCAUAUGCGAGCUUCCUGAAACAGUAGCUAGAACUUUAGUUCCACGGAUUCGGGUUGUAAAGGGAUCGGGGAAGGCCAUCAAUUACUUGACACCACCUAGGAUUUUACUUGCUUUAGUAACUGCAUGGCUUCGACGUGGUCGAUGGUUUGAUGACCAGGGCAAGGCAUUAUAUGCAGCAGAAGCAGACCGACUUCGGAACUGGGCUGAAAACCGCACGCGUUUUUACUUUACGGAUGCAAUGGAGAUGUACACAGAGAACACUUGGGUGUCUGUCUUCUCACUCUCCGUUGUUUGUGCAUUCAUAAUUCUUUCUAGCACAACCAGCAACUUUCCUGGUACUUAAAGAUUUCCCUUAUACUUCAAAUCGAAACCGCUCGCACAAGCAGCAACCUUCAGGCAGAUGCUAUUUGUGAAGGACCAGCUGCAUUGCUUGGGACAACAACCUAGGCAAUAGAAAGUCGCCGAUUGAAUGGCGGGGUACCAUUUUUUUACCCUGCAUCGGUCACACACUAAACUUUUGUAAAGUAUUCAUUGUAGAUCAUCACAAGCCUAUUUGACUAUCACACA